Messenger RNA from Diaporthe citri, 486 nucleotides. RefSeq lists its product as uncharacterized. The transcript has 2 exons. Bases 1 to 486 code for a protein of 161 amino acids. Lineage: Eukaryota; Fungi; Ascomycota; Sordariomycetes; Diaporthales; Diaporthaceae. The record is from RefSeq and is a predicted model, not a curated record.
AUGCGUUGCUCUCUAUUCGUUGUGAUUACCACCUCAUGGGCCGCGGCCGUGGCGGCCCACUCUUCAAGUUCCGACGUUGGCCUUCACGCCGCAGCAGCUCCCGAGUGGACAAUCGUCGAGAGCCACUGCUGGUCUGACACCAAGUACAACAUCCGAGCACUAGACCACCACGCCGUGAACUGGGACACCGGCUGCGCAACCAUCGAGAAGUGCCUGGCCGCCUGCGAGAUCGAAGGGUUCUGCCUCGCCGGCCUCGAGUACGGCCACGAGUGCUGGUGCGGUAACGUCGUCCAGGGUGAGGUCCGUCCUGUGCCGGACAGCUACUGCAACCACCCGUGCUCCGGAGACCACGACGAAAAUUGCGGGGGGUAUGGCUUCAUGGGGCUGUACAUACGGAGAGGCUUCAAGUUCAUCAUCGAACCACCGAGAUAUUCCCAUAGGUACCCUGACAGGCAUGACUACGGACUGCCAGAUGGUCUAGAUUAG